CUAACUAACUAACUCAUUUCGCAGCUUGACUCUGUGUUGGCCGCAUCUCACUAAAGUGUGCAGCACGUCAUUGACGUCAGGUUAACAAGCCUUCAAUUUUUAAAACAGUUUGUGAUUUAAAGAAGCGAGGUGAGCAGGUGUAGCUAUCAUAACACUGUAAUUACAGACACCCCGGUUCUUUUACAUCUUGAACCUAGCUAACGGUAGCGUUAGCAAAGCAACUCCAGGGAUGGCGGAGGUUCCCGGGACAUCAAGUGAGACGAUAACGGAGACUGUUCAGACUAGCACACCGCCGCCGCCCCAGCAGACCUUCCACCAUGUUACAGGAGGGACGAAGCCUGACAAUCAAGCUGAGGAAGAGGAAGACUGAGAAGAAGGUGGAGUGGUCCAGUGACACUGUUGACAAUGAGCACCUUGGAAGGAGGUCUUCAAAAUGCUGCUGCGUUUAUGAGAAGCCGCGACAGUUUGGAGAAUCAUCCUCUGAAAGCGAGGGGGACGACGACGAAGAAGGGUGUGGCAGUGCUCACUGCAUCCUGGGCCACGGCAGGAGAGGCCAUGGACAGAGAGGGGCCGGGGGGACCACAGUGCCCCCAAACUCUGGAGGGUCCCACACCCAUUAAUGGGCAUUGCAGGCUGAUUGUGUGGGGGCGGUGGAGCGGGGUUGGGUGGCUUCUCAUCACAACAGUGACACAUCACAAAACUGCACUCCUUUUUUUUUGUUUUUGUUCUUUUUUUCUUUUUAGUUUAGUUCAUCACUGAGGUACAGGCAGGCCUGGUGCUGCGUUCUAGUCAUGGGUCAGAAACAUCCCAGCUGCUGGAGCAGGAUUACAGCCUCUGCACUGCUGCUCUGUAAAACACGGAGCGACACGGAUUAUUAAAUUAGCCCAUCUGAAAAUCCUGCUCCCUUCUCAACAGUUGAAAGCGUGCUCAGUGUCGAUUCAUAACGUGGAAAGAUAACUGCAAGUUCUAACUGUCGCAAAGGACACAUACUGCCAUGAUGAGAAUAGAGUUUAAAGGGCCAUACCAAGUUUUUUUUCUUUUCUUUUCUUUUUUUUUUUUUGCAUGCUUUAGCUCUUUUACUACAAAUCCCACACCCUGUGCAUCAGAUUUCAGCCGAUCGUUUUCCAAAGUGUGAUGAUAGAAUUUGAAACGCUCUCCUAUUUUCCGGGCAGCCACUGGUUUCCAUUCUUUCCCCAAGACUCAAAUCACCCUUUGCGUUAGGGUAGCCAGUGAUGAUUAUUCUCAUCAUCGAUUCAUCUGUUGAGCAGAGUCAUUUUUGUUUGUAAAAUGUCGGAACAUGUUAAAAUAAUAAAAUUAUGCUCAGUUUAUUAUUAUUGCGAAGCUGUUUGCGAUAUUCGCUUCUAAAUGAAUCACCAGUAAUCAAUCAACAAUCAAUCAUCAGUAUAGCUGCACGUGAUUUUCUGUCAGUCAACAAACCGACACACUGACAAAUCAGUUCAGUUCUGUAAUUUUCCUUUUUUAACCAGUUCAUUUUCUGUAUAUGAGUCAUCAGCCUGAACAUACUCCUGACAACACACAAAAAGAAAAACAGGAUUAUAUAAACUUAGCUUCAAUAUAAGCUUGGUUUAUAUAAUAUUAUAACAGUUAAUACUUUUUAAGCCUCUGUCUGUUCAGUGAUUAUAUAUUACCUGGUAGUUGAGACCCCCAAAAAAUUCAUUUAAAAACCUAUAAGAAUGCAGUAUGCUAUGGAAAAUGUUCAGCAGCACGUAUGUAAAUAUGUGAUUUGUCAUAGCUAAACUAGGCUAAGCUUUAGCUGAGCUAAAACAAAUAAGAACACUAUAAACAGCUAAAAAUGGUUUGAUCGAAUGACUGUGAAGUGUUUAACUCUUUAAUGUACAAAUUUAAGAACACGCGGUGCUGAUAGUAGAACAGGACUAAUACCAAUGGACAGAUACUCACCCUUCUGCACCCUUCUCCUUUCAAAGCACAUUUAUGUACAUUACAUAACUGUGGACCAGGAUUUUCACUCUGUAGUAAAAUGAGUGGAAACCAGUGGCUUUCUGCUAAAAUACCCCCGAAACAGUUUGGAGCACUUUGGAAACUGGUCAUCGACAGGAACGUCAAAAAUGUCAUGACUUAGCUAAAACCAGCUUUAACGUCUUUAACCUGCAAUGUCACUGUAAUCCGAUCACUGCAGAGCUGAGAAACCUGUGCUCCCUGCUUGUAGUUCCAGCUGGAAAUGCCAUGACGUUGCACCCCCCCCCCCCCUCCCCCACCCCCAUCCAGCUGCACUUUGUGACAAUGAAGCGUCUCUGGAACGCAGCACACAGUCCGUUGGUGAGCUUUGAGUAGAUGGAGGCAGAGAGGCCAUAAGAUGCUGUGUCUGGCUGUGUAUUUUCCUUUUUGACAGAGUGGUGGAGUUAAUUGUACAUAACAUAGCACAUCACUUUGUUUUUAUUAUGUUUUAUUUAUUUGCUGAUCUUAAUUCCAAACUUGCCAAUACUCGACCACAGUCUGUACAGUAACAUUACAAUUACAAACCUUUAUGUGAGAAUUAGAAUGAAGUAGAUUAAAGACUGAACACCAACUAAGGUCUCACUUUUACAUUUGCAGACCAGUUUUAAAGUUAAUUCCAACAUAUUAGACAAGACUUAAGACAUUAUUACUAAACAGGCUUUCAGCACCAUCAGUAUAAUCUGUUAGACUUGAGUGAUCAGUAUUAGAGAACUCAGCCCUGGACCCUGUUCUUCAUAUGUGGCAAAUUUAAUGAAUUUGUUUUUAUUACUGCUGAUUAUUCACAAGCCUGGAUUUUUUUUUUUCAAGUUAUCCGUUAUUAGUUAUCUGACUUUGUUUUUAUAGCAACACGACAUUAACCACAAACCCACUAAAGUCCAGCUUACUCUCAGUUAGCUGGAUCAAAACCUCACAGGAUUAACCUUAAACAUGAAGUCAUUCUCAGAUACAGAUGACUCCUUUAUUUACAGACUCAGAAAUCCUGAUGUAUUUGUCAAAUAUGAAUAAUAUUUAUUAUUAAUUAUUGUCAUUUUAAUAACAAAAGAAUGAACUAACCCUAACAGUGGGUUUUAAACAGAGCUUCUCUUCAAGGGACAAUACUCUUAUUUCCCACAGUUAGUUUUUAAAAGUCAGUGUCAGUGUCGUAAUCACAGUUUAAUUCACAGCAACGUGUUAAUCACAGUAAACACAUGUAUAAAUGCUGACUGAAAAUACAAUAAAAUGAAAAAGAACUGCUUCAGAUUUGGUUUCCACUGUGAGCAAAAAAGGAUAAAUUCAGCUUAAAGUUUACAUCACAGAACGUAACAUUUAGACAGUAAAAUCUGUGAAUGAAUGGAGACACUUUAAUAUAAUCCCCGUUAGCUCUAUCGCUGCCCAGCCGAUUCUGUUUAUCAGCUUCUAUAAAAUUUGAGCCAGUCUUAAAAACAGCCAGUCAGUCAGGAAACUGAACUCAGUUCAUAAACUGGUCACGCUGUUAUUUAUUAGAGGCUCUAGCAGGUUGAGGUUUAAUUUCAUUUUUUAAGAUUUGGCUGAUAUUAGCUGAUAUAUUUGGAGUUUUUAUUCCAUUUUUUAAAUAUUGUUCAGUUUCUUUAAAACCUCUGAAGGAGGUGUGCUGGAGGAACUGAAUUAGCUAGAUAAGAAUUAACUAUGUUACUUAAUCAGGCUAACAUGACGUGUCUGGAUUAGUUAAACUACAUAUGAUGAAUGGGGAGUGUCGUUUGAUUAUUUCUAUAAUUGUCUGUUUUCUGUAACAACUGAUUAAGCUCACGCUGUUAUUUAAUUCUCUGGCAGCAUUAGAUUUGAUGAAAAACCUUUAAGCAUUAACAGAAUGAGUGAUGGUAUUUUUAACUUCUAAAUCCUCUGCUGGGUUUUAUUUGCCUGACUGGUUUUUCGAUAAAUCCACUGUGUUCACUGGGCAGUUCAGACACCUGUGCAUCAGAAGAAGGUUUUUAGAGCUGUGUCUUUGCAUAAGAAGUUAAAGGGUGAAGUGAGGAUGGUUAAUCUGUGGAAUAAGUUGAUUUCUGUUGAUGCACUCACUCACUUAACUCCUUGCACCCAUAGGUUCCCUUUAAAUUCAGCUGCAUGUCGGUAGUAAAACAUUAAAAAAAAAGAAAAAAACCUCUAUAAUUCGACUCUAUGAAGAUGCAGAGUUCUGCGAUCCAGGUCCAUUCUUGGAUCUGGAUCACAGCUAACAGGACCCAGGAGAAGUGAAAGAUGCAUGACUGCUGGCCCAGGCUUUGUACUCAAUGUCUCAGCUAUUACCAAAACUCACCUGAUACAGGUUCCAUCAUCAUCCUCCUCCUCCUCUGCUGUUUCAGACCAUUUUUAAUAUGUGACAGUUCUGUGGAUUCCACUCAUUCAGUUCAUCUAUGCCACUACUUUCUGUAUUAUCUACACUCGUAGACAUUGUUACAUAUGUACAUUGUUCUUGUACUGGUAAUGCACCGUUCUGUAUAUAUGAUUAAGCAUAAUGACAGCAGAUUUAAUGUGAAUUAAAGUUUUGAACUGUGA
Toxotes jaculatrix (banded archerfish) is the source of this 4485-nucleotide messenger RNA. It is a transcript of the gene ppp1r11, whose product is annotated as protein phosphatase 1, regulatory (inhibitor) subunit 11. The transcript is spliced from 3 exons. NCBI's taxonomy places the organism in Eukaryota, Metazoa, Chordata, Actinopteri, Toxotidae. The record is from RefSeq and is a predicted model, not a curated record. Gene Ontology annotation, cellular component: nucleus. Gene Ontology annotation, molecular function: protein serine/threonine phosphatase inhibitor activity; protein phosphatase 1 binding. Bases 318 to 620 code for a protein of 100 amino acids.